Molecule: messenger RNA, 1350 nt
Organism: Zea mays
Lineage: Eukaryota; Viridiplantae; Streptophyta; Magnoliopsida; Poales; Poaceae
Product: protein BZR1 homolog 1-like
Exons: 2
Coding region: 169-1122 (317 amino acids)
Biological process (GO): DNA-templated transcription; brassinosteroid mediated signaling pathway
Molecular function (GO): DNA-binding transcription factor activity
Source: RefSeq, marked validated
ACUACAGCGCCACCAGGCAGCCACCUCCCUCCUCUCAGUCGCCUCCCUCCCGCCUCCACUAGUCGUUGUAGUCAACACUGUGCAGUACGCCACCCACCACCUCUCCAUUAAAGAAAAGGGGAGGCAAGUCGGGGCCUCGGGGAGAAGGGGCUGGCUGAGCAUCAGACCAUGACGUCCGGGGCGGCGGCGGCGGGAGGUCUGGGGCGGACGCCGACGUGGAAGGAGCGGGAGAACAACAAGCGCCGGGAGCGCCGGCGGAGGGCCAUCGCCGCCAAGAUCUUCACGGGCCUCCGCGCCCUCGGCAACUACAAGCUGCCCAAGCACUGCGACAACAACGAGGUGCUCAAGGCGCUCUGCCGCGAGGCGGGGUGGGUCGUCGAGGACGACGGCACCACCUACCGGAAGGGUUGCAGGCCGCCGCCGGGGAUGCUGAGCCCGUGCUCGUCGUCGCAGCUGCUGAGCGCGCCGUCCUCGAGCUUCCCGAGCCCGGUGCCGUCCUACCACGCCAGCCCGGCGUCGUCGAGCUUCCCGAGCCCGACGCGCCUCGACCACAGCAGCGGCGGCAGCAGCACCCACAACCCCGCCGCGGCGGCCGCGGCGGCCGCCGCCUCCCUGCUCCCGUUCCUCCGGGGCCUGCCGAACCUGCCGCCGCUCCGCGUGUCCAGCAGCGCGCCCGUCACGCCGCCGCUCUCCUCGCCCACGGCGGCGGCGGCGUCGCGGCCGCCCACCAAGGUCCGCAGGCCCAACUGGGACGCCGCCGCCGCCGUCGUCGCCGCUGACCCCUUCCGGCACCCCUUGUUCGCGGUCUCCGCCCCCGCCAGCCCCACCCGCGCGCGCCGGCGCGAGCACCCGGACACCAUCCCGGAGUGCGACGAGUCCGACGUCUGCUCCGCGGUCGACUCCGCCCGGUGGAUCAGCUUCCAGGCCACCACGGCGCCCGCGUCGCCCACGUACAACCUCGUCCACCCGGCCUCCGACUCCAUGGAGCUGGACGGGACGACGGCAGCCGUCGAGGAGUUCGAGUUCGACAAGGGCCGCGUCGUCACGCCGUGGGAAGGCGAGCGGAUCCACGAGGUCGCCGCCGAGGAGCUCGAGCUCACGCUCGGCGUCGGCGCCAAGUGAAGCGAUUGGCAGCAAGCAAAGCUUGGAUCUUUGAGCUCCCGUACUGCAAUGCCGCGAUUGGCAGAUAAAAAAAAAUGUGUACUACUACGUAGCGUCGUAGCCGCGUGAAGAAUCGUGGAUGCAUUCGUGCUGAGUUUCGAUCGGAGGCACAUUCGGUGUAGGGCGUAGGUGACGCUGUUGUUUCAUUCAUGAACAGCUGAUCAGGUGAAAGAACAAUCGUUGUUCGUC